Hermetia illucens (black soldier fly) is the source of this 1033-nucleotide messenger RNA. Its product is annotated as kynurenine formamidase-like. NCBI's taxonomy places the organism in Eukaryota, Metazoa, Arthropoda, Insecta, Diptera, Stratiomyidae. The record is from RefSeq and is a predicted model, not a curated record. The coding region runs from base 85 to 972 and encodes 295 amino acids. The transcript is spliced from 4 exons.
GAAGCCGCCACGCUUUGUCUGAUUGUGCGGAUUAAUAAGAAAAUUUCAAUUAGUUUUCGUGUACACACCAAGUCGUUUGGAGCUAUGUCGCCAGAAGAGCUAAAUAAGGAAUAUUCCCCAAGUCAUUGGACGAAGAGGUUUCAAACGGGCGAGGAAGUCCUAAGGCAUCACGUGAAAGUAGUGAAAGAAGAAACGGAACGCAACCUGGAAAAGUACAAUUGCAAGAGGAAUAUUCGAUAUGGGGACCGAGAAAUGGAGCAAAUGGAUAUUUACUACAACACUGAGGAAGGAAGUCCUAUUGUAGUCUACAUCCAUGGAGGAUAUUGGCAGGAACUCACCAAGAAUCAAUCUGCAUAUUGUGUGUCACCACUUAUAGAAAAUGGGUACCGAGUAAUCAUACUCGACUAUGACCUCUGUCCAAAUGUGAAGCUUGAAGAAAUUGUGCAGCAAAUUCGAAAGGCUAUGAAGUUCGUGUUCGAUUACGCAGGAAGCAGUGAUGCUCAAAGCGUUACAAUUGUAGGACAUUCAGCAGGAGCUCACCUUGCGGCAUCCGUAUUGCAAGAGGAAUAUACUCAAGACAUCCCCAACCUAGACAAACUCGUUUCAGUCUUCCUGAUUUCCGGAGUUUAUGAUUUGACCGAUUUGCGAAGGACGACAGUUAACCGCAACAACAUGCUCUCAUUGGACCACACGAAUGUGAUCAAUUGUUCGCCCAUAUUUCAUUGUUACAAACAUCUAAAACGGUUCAAGAUCAAAUUUUAUGUCUACGUGGCGGAGAAUGAUAGUCCAACUUUCAUAAAACAAUCGGAAAAUUUUCAUCAGCAUCUUCUAUGCAACAAUCUUCAUUCAAAAUUACGAAUAGUUCCUGUCUGCGAUCAUUUUGAUAUUGUCGAGAACUUGGCCCAGAGCGACUUUGAGAUAACAAGAAAAAUUGUCAAGCAAGUAAAAUCCAAUGGAGUUCAGUCCCUGUAAUAGUAUUAAGAAAAAUAAUUAAAAAUAAAUUUGUAAAGUUGUUCAUCCUACAGAAGUACAA